AUGGCGGGAGAGGGGAGCAAGAAGGAGAUGGAAUUCGUCCUCACACAGGCCAUGAGGGCCGGCAACAGUGUGAAGGCUCAGCGCGACCGCCUCCUGCAGCUCCAGCGCCGGCUGCAGCGCCUCCAGGCCGGCCCCGCCGCUCAAGACCACGACGCCAGGCUCGGGGUGCUCGCCACGGAUCUCUUCAAGGUCUACUUCAUCGGCCUGGAGUACGGCGCCCGCACGCUCACCACCUGCAUCCGCUUCGCCCGCCAGCAGGGCGUUCUCCUCUCCCGGCCCACCAUGGAUUUCGCCGUCAUGAACGACGAGCAGCUCCACGACGCGCUGCUCGCGCUCGCGCAGCAGUUCCCGCCCCGCCCCACCACCCGGACCCAGGCCAUCGACCGCGCCAUGGCCGCCCUCCUGGCCAUCAAGCUGCUGGAGGAGCACCUCCUGCCGCGCUGCGUCGAGUGCCUCGUCGGCGGCAAGGCCCCCGUCCCCGGCAAGCCCCGCGACCCCUGUCCCGGCUCGGUCGCCGCCGCCACCGAGGGCCUCGCCAAGGUCGACCUCUCCGACGCCACCGACACCGCCAAGACCGGCAGCAAGCCCCGUAACGCAGACGCGGCCAGAGGAGGCGGCGGCGAGGUGGACAAGGCGCUGGACUACAUGUACCGCGCAAGCAGGAUCGUGAGCCUCGCCGUGAAGCACAUCGACGUCGCCGUCGCAGUCCUCUCCCGCUUCCUCGACCCCAAGAAGCUCGCCAGCCUCACCGAGUUGUGCGACGACCACAUCUACAUCUCCGAGGACGGACCCUAUCCAUCAUCCGAUUGA
This is a messenger RNA of Triticum turgidum subsp. durum (durum wheat), 810 nucleotides long. NCBI's taxonomy places the organism in Eukaryota, Viridiplantae, Streptophyta, Magnoliopsida, Poales, Poaceae. The record is from the annotation of a GenBank genome assembly.